Solanum stenotomum is the source of this 815-nucleotide messenger RNA. RefSeq names its product agamous-like MADS-box protein AGL62. The transcript has a single exon. The coding region runs from base 1 to 684 and encodes 227 amino acids. The record is from RefSeq and is a predicted model, not a curated record. Lineage: Eukaryota; Viridiplantae; Streptophyta; Magnoliopsida; Solanales; Solanaceae. Gene Ontology annotation, biological process: regulation of transcription by RNA polymerase II. Gene Ontology annotation, molecular function: DNA-binding transcription factor activity, RNA polymerase II-specific; RNA polymerase II cis-regulatory region sequence-specific DNA binding; protein dimerization activity.
AUGAAUAUUAAUAAUAAUAACAACGCCGCCGUCGCCGUCGCCGUUAAGAAAACUCAAGGGCGGAGGAAAAUUGCAAUUAAACCAAUAGUAAAUCAAAACAGUAGGCACGUUACCUUUAGCAAACGCCGUUUAGGUCUCUUCAAAAAAGCUAGUGAACUUUGCAUCUUAACCGGUGCUGAAAUCGCUAUUAUGGUUCAGUCGCUAAAACGACAGCGUUUAUUCACUUUUGGUCAUCCCAGCGCCGACACCGUCAUUGACCGGUACCUCACCGGUAAAUCAGAAGAAGAAGGAGUGAAAUCCGCCGGCGAUGAUCAGUUGAACUAUGUGCAACAGAGCAAUGAAUAUUAUUCUCAGAUCUGUAGAGAAUUGGAAGCGGAGAAGAAGGUAAAGGAGGAGAUUGUUAUUGAUGAAUCAAAGAUGGUGAAUGGUGGUAGUAAUAAUGGAGGAGGAGGAUUUUGGUGGAAUGAAUCGACUGAUGAUAUGGGAAUUGAAGAACUUGAGAAAUUUAUGUGUGCAUUGGAAGAAUUGAAGAAGAAAGUAAAUAUGAGAUGUGAUGAAUUGAGUAUGAUAAAUGGUUCUUCUUCAAUGGCGGCGUCUACUUCAAGUAUGAAUCAAGCUAUUGAUUAUUGUGCUUCUAUUGUUCCUUUUGAUUUCAAUUACCCAGCAGGAAAUGCCCAAUUCUGAAGCAUUUAUUGGACUACUUAGGUUUAAACUACUGAUUAGUUAUUAAUUAAUCAAACAAUUAACAUGUCGUCUUCUUUCUUUAUUAUUGCAAAUUGUAAUAAAAUUGAGUAGUAUGGAUUUUUGCAUUAACA